GGCCAUACUCACGAACCUUCAAUUUCACUUAUUUUAAUAUAUAUCUAUAUAUAUAUAUAUAACAUAUAACACCACUUUGUUUCUAAGGCAACUUGAUUCAGCUUUAUUCUCAGAUUCUGAUAUCAACUAAUUGUAUCAUCAAAACCUGCAGCUACUUUCAUUAGUAAAGCCCACAGAAUUCAUAAGUGUGUCUGUGCUGAAGAAAGUGAGUGCCUGUUUUAGGGUUUUCAGGUCCAGUAUAAGAAGACGAAGAAGAAGAAGAUCGUUGUCAGAGAAUUACGAGCCAAAACUGAGAAAUGGGUAUCGCAGAAUAUUCUCUUAUAAUCUUAAUUAUAUCUCUCAGUUUCAUAUCUUCGUCUUCCUCAGUUCAUAACACACUCUCUUCAGAACUGAAGCAAGAAAGUAAGAUGAAAGAAGGCCAAGGUAUACAUGCAUAUAAGGUGGCUAGAGGUGGAGCCUCCGGUGGUCAUGCCUCUGGUCACCCCUCGUCAGGUCACUCCUCGCCCCACAAUGGUGAAAAUGGCGGCAAUUCAAAAAUGCCAGUGCUAGGUGCUGCAGUUAUUCCAGCCUACGUCGCCGGUGCUGCCGGUAUGAAUAACCGUCAUCACCAGAACCACCAUGGUACUAGCAAUGGAAGCUUUCAUCGAAUUGAAUUUCCCACUUUGCUCAUGAUUGCCUUCCUCUAUACCCCUCUCCUUCAUCUAUGUUUGUUCAUAUAGUAAGUGACCAUUAGAUUUCAGAUAUCAAACAUGCAACUAAAAUAUGUGUUUGAUGCAUUGAUAUCCAAAAUUUGAAACCUUUGGUACAUAAAAUUAAGAUUGUGGUGAUAAUGUAACAUUUUAGGAUGUCAUAGGAACACUUCAUUUGAGUGCCACAUCAUCAUAUCUUUUAAGAAAAAAUGAAAAAAAAAGUAGUCAACAUACCAUUUUGAGUAUCACUCACCUUUUAAAAUUCUGUUUGACCUUUUCAAUUUUCAUUGUUUCUUAAAAUCAUAGAUGUGAUGUCUAAUUGUAAUGUACAAUGCACAAAAUAGUAUCAUAUAAUGUAAGAAUUGUAUAUCAAACACUUUCCCUAGUCUUGUGUGCAUGAAAUAGCUCUUUGUUUAUAUCAAACAAUGUAUUGUUCAAUUUAUGCAUUAUAAUGAGUUUGAAAUUUUGUAUCAA
Messenger RNA from Prosopis cineraria, 1163 nucleotides. RefSeq lists its product as uncharacterized. The record is from RefSeq and is a predicted model, not a curated record. The transcript has 2 exons. Lineage: Eukaryota; Viridiplantae; Streptophyta; Magnoliopsida; Fabales; Fabaceae. Bases 297 to 719 code for a protein of 140 amino acids.